UGCCCAAGUUGGAUACUCAAAUCACAAUAUUGUCCACUAUCCCUAGAUGCUCAGACCUGUCUUUUACACAUAAGGAAACAUUGAAAAACCCCUCUCUCUCUCUCUCUCCUCGCCAUCGUCGGCUCGCCGAAGAGAACAAACCAGCCAGGAAUACGUUAAGUACUUAGACAAGCAGAGACUCUCCUGUAACAGCCAAGAUGUCGCGGAAGGGUUUGAUGGAGCAAGACCUGAGUAAAUUGGAUGUAACAAAGUUACAUCCACUCUCCCCUGAAGUUAUAUCUCGCCAGGCUACCAUUAAUAUAGGCACUAUAGGUCAUGUCGCUCAUGGCAAGUCAACUGUUGUAAAAGCUAUUUCUGGUGUUCAGACUGUUCGUUUUAAAAAUGAGUUGGAGAGAAACAUUACCAUCAAGCUUGGAUAUGCUAAUGCAAAAAUAUACAAAUGUGAAGAUGAGCGGUGUGGUCGACCAAUGUGCUACAAGGCAUAUGGAAGCGGAAAGGAAGAUAGCCCUCUAUGUGAUGUUCCAGGAUUUGAAAACUGCAGGAUGAAAUUGUUGAGACAUGUAUCCUUUGUAGACUGCCCGGGUCAUGAUAUUCUUAUGGCUACCAUGCUUAAUGGAGCUGCAAUUAUGGAUGGAGCAUUACUUCUAAUUGCUGCUAAUGAAAGUUGCCCUCAGCCACAAACUUCUGAGCACUUGGCUGCUGUCGAAAUUAUGCGCCUUCAGCAUAUUAUAAUCCUUCAAAAUAAAGUUGAUCUCAUCCAAGAAAAUGUAGCCAUCAACCAGCAUGAAGCAAUAAAGAAAUUUAUUCAGGGAACAGUUGCUGAUAGUGCACCAGUUGUACCAAUAUCUGCUCAGUUAAAGUAUAAUAUUGAUGUUGUCUGUGAGUAUAUCGUGAAAAAGAUCCCCAUCCCAGAGAGGAAUUUUAUCUCGCCUCCUAAUAUGAUUGUAAUUCGUUCUUUCGACGUCAACAAGCCUGGAUUUGAGGUUGAUGAGAUAAGAGGUGGUGUGGCUGGUGGCAGCAUCCUUAGGGGUGUGCUGAAAGUGAAUCAAUUUAUCGAGGUUCGUCCUGGGAUUGUUGUCAAGGAUGAGAAUGGGAAUACCAAGUGUACUCCAAUAUAUUCCAGAAUCGUUUCAUUGUAUGCUGAGCAAAAUGAGCUGCAAUUUGCAGUGCCAGGGGGUCUAAUUGGUGUUGGUACGACAAUGGAUCCCACUUUGACACGUGCUGAUAGGUUGGUGGGUCAAGUUCUUGGGGAAGUUGGGUCACUCCCAGAAGUUUUUGUUGAGCUUGAGGUGAACUUCUUUCUUCUGAGACGGCUUCUGGGUGUAAGGACAAAAGGAUCUGAGAGGCAGGGAAAGGUCUCAAAGCUGGCAAAGGGGGAAAUGCUGAUGUUGAACAUUGGAUCCAUGUCUACAGGGGCUAGAGUUGUUGCUGUAAAGAAUGAUUUGGCGAAGUUGCAUUUAACAGCUCCGGUUUGCACCAGCAAAGGAGAGAAAAUUGCACUCAGUCGACGAGUUGAGAAGCAUUGGCGUCUGAUUGGGUGGGGACAGAUUCAAGCUGGAACUACCCUUGAAGUCCCACCAUCCCCAAUUUAAGUUGAUUCUGUAUCACACUAGAUAGAAAAGGCAACAACAGCAGAAAGACAGCAAAAAGCGUAGAGAAAGGAAAAUGUGGGAAGGCAGACAAUUAUUGGGAACCAUUUUUGUCAGAUGGAGAAGAAAACAUUAUUUGGAUAUUUAUUGUUGUUUUUAUCUUUUUGUAUUGCUUACGAUAUUUUGUGCUAAUUUCAUAUUCUUAAGAAGAGUUUUGGACUUCUUAAUUAA
Molecule: messenger RNA, 1820 nt
Organism: Ziziphus jujuba (common jujube)
Lineage: Eukaryota; Viridiplantae; Streptophyta; Magnoliopsida; Rosales; Rhamnaceae
Product: eukaryotic translation initiation factor 2 subunit gamma
Exons: 9
Coding region: 198-1592 (464 amino acids)
Biological process (GO): positive regulation of translational fidelity; formation of translation preinitiation complex
Cellular component (GO): cytosol; eukaryotic translation initiation factor 2 complex
Molecular function (GO): GTPase activity; GTP binding; tRNA binding
Source: RefSeq, a predicted model, not a curated record